AAGUCCGAUAUGAAACGGCACCGUUGCACAUGGUGGGAUCAAAGCGGUAUAAAAAACGGAUGGUGAUGACUGAUAGAGAGCAGCCAUUAAUUAGAGCAGCAGGGGAGGAGAAAGGCAAAGAAGAUAAAAUGGAAAUAGCUGUUAAAACCCUGUUCUUGGGAUUAAACCCAAAGUUAAUAAAUCACAAAAAAACACCAGGUAUCAUCUUUCCAAAUCUUUCCUGCAAAUCAGCAUCUGUUUCCCAUCAAACAAGAUACAGGAAUCAAGGAUAUUGUGCAAGGUUAAGGGAAAACCACAGAUGCUUCUCUCCUGUUUUUUCUGUACUAUCAGGUGCACAAGAUGUUGGAGUAUCGACUUCUCAGUUUGAAGAUUUCUCUGUAAUGGCUUCAAGCACCGAUGAGGCUGGAGAACUAAGGAUUAAUGUAGAGGUAUCUGGUGCUAAAACUAGAGAAAUUUUUGACAAAGUUUUUGACAAAAUGGUGGCUGCAGCCCAGCCAAUUCCAGGUUUUCGAAGAGUAAAAGGAGAUACCAAGAGACAUUUUGUUGGAAAUCCUUGGACCUUCAAAAGUUUACAAGGAAGUGAUCAAGAAAAUGAUAAACUCUACUGUAGCCGAGUAUGUUGAAAAGGAAGGCCUAAAAGUAGGUAAAGACUUGAGAGUUGAUCAGAGUUUUGAAGAUCUUGAAGACGCCUUCGAACCAGAUGAAAAAUUCAGCUUUGAUGCAAUAAUUUGGCUUCGAAAAAAUUAAUGAACAAUGUGCUGUAGUUUGAGAAUUAAUCAAAUUUUGUAUUAUUUUGAUUAAAUUAUAUAUUGAAUCAGAAUUUAGAUAAGGUGCAAGCUAACAGAGUUGAUGGCCAGAUACUGUAAAUGGCAGGAUGUUCCUCUUUAUAUGACUCUGUCUAUUGUGAAGGAACCAUUUUGAAGCUUCUUGACUCUUAUACUUCCAUUUAGGAAGAGUUGACAAAAGCCAUCUUAAGUUGAAAGAGUCAAUACCUAUCUGUAAUGAGAAUUUUUAACAUAUAUUGUAAAACAAACUACGA
Messenger RNA from Jatropha curcas, 1039 nucleotides. NCBI's taxonomy places the organism in Eukaryota, Viridiplantae, Streptophyta, Magnoliopsida, Malpighiales, Euphorbiaceae. The record is from RefSeq and is a predicted model, not a curated record.